This is a messenger RNA of Tripterygium wilfordii, 1247 nucleotides long. Its product is annotated as ADP-ribosylation factor 1-like. The coding region runs from base 299 to 847 and encodes 182 amino acids. The record is from RefSeq and is a predicted model, not a curated record. Gene Ontology annotation, molecular function: GTPase activity; GTP binding. Lineage: Eukaryota; Viridiplantae; Streptophyta; Magnoliopsida; Celastrales; Celastraceae. The transcript has 9 exons. Gene Ontology annotation, cellular component: cytoplasm; Golgi apparatus. Gene Ontology annotation, biological process: vesicle-mediated transport; intracellular protein transport.
CGGGGACGUGAAGAAGACUCUGAAGAGAGUCGCUUACAUUCCCUGGAAGAUGUUCCUUCCUCUGUUCAUAUCAUUUAAUUUUUAAAGAGAGAACUAACAAACACCAUAUUCAUAUUCGACCUCCUCUCAACUUCUCGAAUUUCUGAUUCGACCAUCAAAUUCACGGCACUCCCUGCAAGCAGGCGCCCUCCUUUUCUCUUCAGGGAGAACAAGGCUCUGCUUUGCAGAUCUGAUCUCAAUUCUGUUAGUUCAAGUCUGAUUCCUUUCAUGUGCUGAGAUUCCUCCUUUUCAACUAAAGAUGGGUAUUCUGUUUACUCGAAUGUUCUCUUCGCUCUUUGGCAAUAAAGAGGCUCGGAUCCUUGUCCUCGGCCUCGACAAUGCCGGCAAAACCACUAUUCUUUAUCGGCUGCAGAUGGGUGAAGUUGUCUCCACAAUUCCAACAAUUGGAUUCAAUGUAGAAACAGUGCAGUACAACAAUAUUAAGUUCCAAGUCUGGGAUCUAGGUGGACAGACAAGUAUCAGGCCAUACUGGAGAUGUUAUUUUCCCAAUACUCAAGCCAUAAUUUAUGUUGUUGACUCAAGUGACACAGAUAGGCUGGUCAUUGCUAAAGAAGAGUUUCAUGCAAUUUUGGAGGAGGAAGAGUUAAAAGGUUCUGUUGUUCUAAUUUUUGCAAACAAGCAAGAUCUUCCUGGUGCACUCGAUGAUGCUGCGGUAACUGAGGCCUUGGAGUUGCACAAGAUUAAAAAUCGCCAAUGGGCUAUCUUUAAAACUUCGGCCAUAAAAGGAGAAGGCCUCUUUGAGGGCUUGGAUUGGUUGAGCAACACACUCAAGUCUGGGGGUGGCUAAGUUUCCUGGAGAUUCAUCAGGUGAGCUGAUGUGUUCAGGCUAAAUGACAGAAGAGAAAGGUUUACUUGGCAUGGCCGGUGAUAAUGACUUAUAAUGAUUUUCUUCAUGGGUGCGAUUGUCAUCUGAUGCUCAUUGAUUUUCUGUGAGACAACUGCAUGUACAAUUUUCUUCAAAGGAUCUUACCAGUUUCUCCUUGCAGUCUUUGCAUCUUUCUUUUUAUUUUUGUCCUGGUGUUUUCCUUUAUUCUAAAAUGCUUUAUUGCUGCUUAGCGUCCCUGUGCUCUUUUCUAGUCAGAUGCAAGUAUGUUUUAGGACUAUAUAAAGCUGGGAUCACCAUUCUAGAUGAUGAAAAACCAUACUGUAGUUUUGUUCUGCUGUCUACUGUGAUAAAGUUUCUUGAA